AUGGAGGGAAUCAUUCAGCAAGGAACCCCGCCUCCUAACCAGUGGCGAAGAAGGUCGGCGACUCGGGAAGACGGUGACCCUGCGGCAGCAACCGAAAAUGGUCGCGGCAAGCAGUCUGCGACCGAGGAAGACGAGGCCCAGUUACGACAGAAGCCGGUCAUUAACAUGAUAAUCGGCAGACCAGAAGGGGGCGACUCGGCAAAUACUAAAAAAACUUGGGCCCGACAGUUGUAUGUAGGGACAGUGUACGGGCAAGAAGAAGGUUCGAAGAAGACUUGCCGAGAGCCCAUCACGUUCACCGACAAGGAUCUGCCUACAGGAGAGACGCCGCAUCGCGACGCCCUAGUCAUCGCAAUGGAUGUGAAUGGGGUGGUCGUUCGGCGGAUCCUGGUGGAUACCGGGAGCAGUGCCAACAUGCUAUACCUUGAAACCUUCACCAAGAUGGCACUAAGUCGAGAGCAAUUGAACCCGGUCAAAACACCACUCGCCGGCUUCACGGGCGAUUCGGUGGAAGCAGAAGGAUCCAUCACUCUACCGGUAGAAAUCGGCAGUUAUCCCGACGUGCAGAAGUUGGACAUGAAAUUCAUUGUGGUUGAUCUAACCUGCUCACAUAACGCCAUACUCGGACGGCCGGGACUAGAGGAUCUGGGAGCAUUGAUCUCGAUCGAGCACCUCUGCUUAAAGUUCCGCACACCAAGUGGGAUAGGCACGGUACGCUGUGAUAGGAGGGUCGCCCGCGAUUGCUACCUGCAAGCUUGCAGGGGCAUGGGCAAGCGCGAGAUGCAAGUCCAUGAGAUCACAGAAAGAACUUUGAAGAAGGCAAUGAUACCCCGCCCCGAUCCGGCCGUGGAGUUGGAAGAAAUCGAGAUCGACCCCAGGCAGCCGGAAAGGCGAGUCCGGAUUGGCGUCAGUCUCCCGGAGGAGAUACGCGAGGGGAUCAUAAAAGUACUUCGAGAGAAUCAGUUGGUCUUCGCUUGGGGGCCAGAGGAUAUGCCGGGAGUCGACCAGUCUAUCAUUGCUCACCGACUCACCAUACACCCCGACCACCGGCCGGUCAUACAGAAGAAGCGUUACUUGGCUAACGACAGGAGAGAGUUUGUGAAAAAAGAAGUAAACACACUGCUGGGCGCAGGUCAUAUCCGAGAAGUCAAGUACACAGAAUGGUUGGCGAACGUGGUACUUGUACCUAAACCCCCGGCCUGGCGAAUGUGCAUGGAUUACACUGACCUCAACAAAGCCUGUCCGAAGGAUCCGUUUCCCUUACCCCUGAUCGAUCAACUAGUCGACGAGACGGCGGGGUCGACCUUGCUGAGUUUUAUGGAUGCUUUCCGGGGAUAUCAUCAGAUCUUCAUGCAUAAAGCGGAUGAGGAGAAGACCGCGUUUCUAACGCCGGACGGGGUGUACUGUUACCGGGUCAUGCCCUUCGGGCUCAAAAACACAGGGGCUACAUACACCCGGAUGGUCUCCCGACUGUUCCAAGAUCUAUUGGGAAAAUCCAUGGCGGCCUACGUGGACGACAUGCUGGUUAAAAGUCGAGAAGAAACCAACCAUGCGGGGGAUCUGGCCGAUUGCUUCCAGGUAAUGCUUAAGUAUAAUUUCCGACUUAACCCAAAGAAGUGUGCAUUCGCAGUGCAAGGUGGAAAAUUCUUAGGAUAUAUGGUGACCAAGAAGGGCAUCAAGCCUAACCUAGAGAAAGUGCAAGCCAUCAUAGACAUGCAGCCUCCCAGCACCGUUAAGGAUUUGCAACGGCUGACUGGUCGACUAGCUCCCUCAGCUGCUUCCUAA
This is a messenger RNA of Ipomoea nil (Japanese morning glory), 1785 nucleotides long. RefSeq lists its product as uncharacterized. The transcript has a single exon. The record is from RefSeq and is a predicted model, not a curated record. Lineage: Eukaryota; Viridiplantae; Streptophyta; Magnoliopsida; Solanales; Convolvulaceae. Bases 1 to 1785 code for a protein of 594 amino acids.